ACCAAACAGGCAAACUCUUGUGCCACCACUGCCACCACAUUUUAUGCAAAGGAAUGCCAAUGUACAUGAAUUCCAAGCAGGCUAAGAAGAAAAAAAAAAGCUGAUUAGACCUUAGACUGCCUACUGAACGGGAUGACAGCCACCGCUGCAGUGGAAACACCAAAAAUGAAGAAGAGUGCCUCCAAGGAAGAGAAGCAGCAGUCUAAGCAAGAGAAUACAGAGCAGUGCAAUGCUGAUUCUGAAGAGUGGCCGGGCUCUGAGAGUGAUCCUGAACAAAUGAGCCUUAAAAACAGCAACAAUGACAAUAGUUGCCAACUGGGAGAUGUUCAAUUGAAUAAAAAGGAGAUCCUUUCUAAGCCACACCGCCAGCUAUGUAGAUCACCCUGCCUAGAUCAUCCAAGCUUCUCCCAGAGCAGCAUUCUACAUGAUGGGAAGCUUGACUUGGAAAAAGAAUACCAAACCAAGAUGGAUUUUGCUUUAAAGUUGGGUUACGCAGAGGAACAGAUUCAAUCAGUGCUGAACAAACUGGGUCCAGAAUCGCUUAUUAAUGAUGUAUUGGCAGAGCUUGUCAGACUUGGGAACAAAGGUGAUUUGGAAGGGCAAGUCAACUUGAGUCUGUUAGGGCCUCGGGGGCCCAGCUCCAGAGAGAUCACAAGCCCUGAGCUGUCUCUUGAAGAUGAAAUAGACAACAGUGACAAUUUGAGGCCAAUUGUCAUAGAUGGAAGUAAUGUGGCAAUGAGCCAUGGGAAUAAAGAAGAGUUCUCCUGCAGAGGAAUACAACUUGCUGUGGAUUGGUUCCUAGAUAAAGGCCAUAAAGAUAUUACUGUAUUUGUGCCUGCAUGGAGAAAGGAGCAAUCCCGCCCUGAUGCACCAAUUACAGAUCAAGAUAUCCUACGUAAACUGGAGAAGGAAAAGAUUCUUGUCUUCACACCUUCCCGAAGGGUCCAGGGCAGGAGAGUUGUUUGCUAUGAUGACCGGUUCAUAGUCAAACUGGCUUUUGAUUCUGAUGGCAUCAUUGUAUCCAAUGAUAACUACCGAGAUCUUCAAAUUGAAAAGCCAGAAUGGAAGAAGUUUAUAGAAGAGCGCUUGCUGAUGUAUUCUUUUGUGAAUGACAAAUUUAUGCCUCCAGAUGAUCCUUUAGGACGUCAUGGCCCAAGCCUUGAAAACUUCUUAAGAAAGAGACCUGUUGUUCCUGAACACAAGAAGCAACCAUGUCCUUAUGGCAAAAAAUGCACCUACGGCCACAAGUGCAAAUACUACCAUCCGGAGCGGGCCAACCAACCGCAGCGUUCGGUGGCUGAUGAGCUCCGCAUCAGUGCCAAACUGUCCACAGUAAAAACCAUGAGUGAAGGCACCCUGGCCAAGUGUGGCACAGGGCUGUCUAGUGCCAAAGGUGACAUAACCUCAGAAGUCAAACGCGUGACCCCCAAGCGUCAAUCGGAUCCCAGCAUCCGGUCCGUGGCUGUGGAGCCUGAGGAAUGGCUGUCCAUUGCCCGUAAGCCUGAGGCCAGCUCUGUCCCCUCACUUGUGACUGCUUUAAGUGUCCCCACAAUCCCACCCCCCAAAAGCCAUGCAGUGGGUGCCCUCAACACCCGUUCAGCCAGCAGCCCAGUGCCAGGAUCCUCUCAUUUCUCCCACCAGAAGUCCUCAUUGGAGCACAUGACCAGCAUGCAGUACCCGCCCAUCCUGGUUACCAAUAGCCAUGGGACCCCUAUUAGCUAUGCUGAGCAAUACCCAAAGUUUGAGCCCUUAGGGGACCACAGCUACUAUUCAGUGUUAGGCGACUUCUCCAAACUGAACAUUAACAGCAUGCAUAAUCGAGAGUACUACAUGGCUGAAGCAGACCGGGGGUUGUAUACCCGGAAUCCCAACCUCUGUCCUGACAAUCGUAUGAGCCAUACCAGGAACGACAACUAUUCCUCUUACAACAACCUGUACUUGGCUGUAGCUGAUACUCAUCCUGAAGGCAGUUUGAAGCUGCAUCGCUCAGCAUCUCAGAACCAUCUUCAGCCUUUUCCUCAUGGUUACCAUGAAGCCUUAACGCGAGUGCAGAGCUAUGGCCCAGAAGACUCUAAGCAAGCCCCCCACAAGCAAUCAGUCUCCCACUUAGUUCUGCAUGCCCAGCACCCAACAACUGGAGCACGCUCCAGCUGUCCUGGAGACUAUCCCAUGCCUCCCAAUAUCCAUCCUGGGGCAACCCCCCAGCCAGGACGUGCCCUGGUGAUGACUCGGAUGGACAGCAUUUCUGAUUCUCGCCUAUAUGAGAACAAUCCCAUGAGGCAAAGACGUCCUCCUCUGUGUCGGGAACAGCAUGCCAGCUGGGACCCACUGCCCUGUGCAACUGACUCUUAUGGCUACCACUCCUAUCCCUUGAGUAACAGCCUCAUGCAACCAUGCUAUGAGCCAGUCAUGGUACGGAGUGUACCUGAAAAGAUGGAGCAGCUUUGGAUGAAUCCUUGGGUUGGAAUGUGCAAUGAUUCCAGGGAGCAAAUGAUCCCAGAGCACCAGUAUCAGACCUACAAGAACCUCUGCAAUAUUUUCCCUUCAAACAUUGUUCUUGCAGUGAUGGAGAAGAAUCCCCACACAGCAGAUGCCCAGCAACUAGCAGCCUUGAUUGUUUCUAAGCUUAGGGCUGCACGUUGACAUGACAUAGGACUUAUUUCUUUAUAUAAAUAUGAAUACCUAUAAUGCACUAAUACUAUGAUAACAGUAACUAAUAGUUUUGUGUUACACUUUACAAGUUACAGACUGUUUAUGUUAUUGAAGUGCAUAACAACCCUGUGAGGAAAGUCUUACUAAUGUCUUGUUUUCUAGACAAGGAAACUGAAGCUCAGUGAGUUUAAAAGUGACUUGCUGAAGUCACACUGCUAGCAAGUGACCAAGUCAAGACUCACACCCAAGUCCUCUGACUCCAAGUCCUAUACCCUUUUGCACUGCACCAUGCAGGUAAUGGAGGACAAAACCCAGGGGAAAGGCUUAAAUGCAAGAGACCCCAAGGGAUUCCAUUACCAACUGUUUUCUUAGUCACACAUUCUAUAUUAUGAAGUAUCAAUGACAUAUCUAAUUUAGAGAGCAAGAGUAUCAGGAUCAAUCCAUAUGUUGAAUUAACCAUUUAGGAUUUUUAAUAAGAAUAUUUAAACCUAUUUAAAAGUAAACAUAUACUUUACUGCAUGGAUAUCUGACCAUUCAAUACAUUUAUUAACUGAGAUAUAGGGUCACACUGAAGUUUCUAGAGCUACAUUUCAAACCUAUUGUUAGCAAUUAUAUUGCAUGUAUGACUGUAUGUAUUUAGUUUGAGGUGUGUGUGUAUGUGUAUCUCUAUAUAACCUUUUGUAUAAUGGUGAUAAAAAGACAGACUUUGCACAGUCCUUAGUCUACAGCUGUAUAGAUCACAAAUCUGACUUGAUUUUACAUCAUAUUUCAUAGUUUCAACUAGUUUUGAAAGUGAAACUACAUCCCAAUAUUUGAAUAUUGCUUUCUUAGGCACCAGAGCAAACUGGCUCUAUUUCCUUUGCACUUUUUACUUCUCAACAUUUAUUGAGAGUUCUUCACUUUUAAGUCUCUUCACCUUAGUAAAUUAGGGAUCAGAUUGAAGCCUUCUUCUGCAGAAGAGGUGAUGGAUAGUUCCAAGUUGAUACUCUCAAGUUCCAAGCAUAGUAGUUGCGUGUGCUAGACAAGCACAGAAGAGUUGGACCAGAACCAAGGGAUUUACUACCAGAAUUUGCUUCCCUUAAUCCCAGGAGAGAUGGCCAAACUCAUCUGGCAUUAAAUGAUGAACACAAAAAACUGCAUUCAAGGGGGUCCAAUGGAUGCUCUUUGGACUUCUGACCUAUGCAGUAUUCAGCAUCACAGGAUGAAAUGCAUUGAAGGAUAGUGCACCGUCAUGUAAUCCACUUUCUCCUGCCAUCUAACCUUUGGGCAAUAAGGUCGAUCAUUGGUGGAGCAGAACUUUAAGAAACACAAUCAGGGGAUUUUCUAGGUGGAAAAAGCUUCCAAAAGUGGAUACUACAUCUUUGCUAAUAACUGGCUCAGUUACAUACUUCAAAUGCAUGGAGAGGGUGCACUUGACCUUAGGCGAUUCUUAAAUGGAUUACUAAGGAAGGCAGGACUUUGGGUUGACAGCACUAUAUGGGCAACUUGUAUCUCGCUCAGGGUGGGAACCUUUGUAGCUAAAUGCCUCUAGAAGAGGUAUUUAUUGUUUUUGUUUUUUUAAACAGCUGCACUAAAUAAACCCCUUUUUGAAUCCAUUGUAUAUUGCAACAUUUUGAACCAUGACCAGCUCACUAUUUCUUGAGCUGGAACUUGCUAAUUUCUAUGGUAGUUUUUUUUCAUGAAAGUUGAGAAGGCCUGGUCUUGGCCUUUUGUUUCUUCAUGAGAAGGUGUGACACUGCCUAUAAAUGUUUCUUACUGUGAAACACUCCGAAUGUGAGACUGUAGUCAGGGUUAUUUCUGGUGGUUUGAUAACGGCUUGCAUGCUGCUUUCUGGCUUUCUGUCUCUGUCCUGGUUGAUCAAAACUUCCUCUUGGUGUUUCUCUUCAGUUUACUACAGUUCACAUUCAUCUCCUACCCUUUGAUCUUUCUAUCUCCCAGCAUACUGAGGAGUAAAAGUAUUUUCUCCCAGGUAGGUCCAUAGAGUGAAGUGCUUGCCGUUUCACACAAACACCAUUUCAUACCUUCAACUUCUUGGACCUUCUAAAUCUGUCCCAUGUCUAAGUCAGGGUACGUGACAAUCUUAGAUGACUCUACUGCCUUUGUGCCAGUUAGUUCAACUUCCUAAAAAAAAAACAUCAAUGGUACCACAGUAUCCACUAGCUGCACACUGUACAGGGAAGCACAAGAUUAAUCUUCUCAGCUGCAGUUCAUAUGGAACAUAUUUAUGUUCAGCACUCAAAAAAAAUUCUAAGCUCCUCCCAAUACAGGAAAUAUUUUUUAAGGCAGCAUAUGUAUUUAUUUCCUAAAAACAAUUGUCAUUCUUCUCAUAAAAUGUGUAUGAAUCAAAGCAGCUAGGAGCAAUGCCUCAAAUAACCAGAAAUGACCUUCUGUUGAUACAAAUUGUAUCUCUUUUUCUCCUGACUGUAUAGAAACAAAUGUACAAAACUCAUCUUAAACUAGGUUUUGUACUGACUUUUCAUUAUGAUGUUUGUGGCACUGUGUGUCACAAGGGAGUAGCCCAGGAUCAUGAGGGAGCUUUUAUUUACAAAGGGCAGUAGUUUAUAGACAAAGACAAUUUUUCAAGGCCUCUUGAUUACUAUGUGCAAGAUACUGUGCAUAGUUUCAAGCACUAUAUGGCAUAAGUUUCUCUUUAGCCGAUUAAAUUUAAUAUGUCCUUGCAAAAGAUUUUGUGUACAAAAUUGUCAGUGUGAGUUGUUCAUCUGUAAGAACCUAUAAAUGGAGCUGUACAACUAUGAAUGCAUAAAUUGAGCUUGUUUAUAUUGAGGUCUGCACACUUCUUGACUGACUGUUCCAUUUUGUCUGCAAUUAUAAAACAGCAAAUACAAAGAAACAUCGAAACCCCUUUGGCUUCCUUGAUAAUGAAAUCAAGCUUCCAUCCUGGGGAUAAGUGUAUGUUCUUCAGGAUACUUACCUCCAAGUACUAAGUAGGGGUUACUGCACAGUGUUUUGUGUGGUUUUCAAGAAGUAUAUUUUGCAAGAGGUGCUUUGUAAUUUUAAUUCUUUCACUGAGAUUCUGGACUUAUAGCAAGUCUGUGCUUGUUCAGGCCUUAGAUUUUGUAGAUUUUGUGAUUUUUUUUUUCUUUUUGUGACUUUGUUGUUUGUUUUAUUGUUAUUUUUAUUUCAACCUGAAGAAGUGUGACUCUGGAGUGGCAUAGUCAAUCCAGGGCACCAUUUCUGUAAGAUGGCUCAAAGGAAAAGGAGCCUUUUCAAAGGUAACAUACAGCCAUUGCAUGCUCUCUUAAGGUGCAAGAAAUGGAAGGGGGGGGGGGUGACACAUGCCUUAUGGAAAUGGUAUACAAAACUUUUCUUCUAAGUAAUGAAAUGUGGAGAUAUAUAUAUAUAUAUAUACACACUCUCUCUCUCCUAGUUUCCAGGAGAAUACUUCUAAAUCCAUUUUUUCUAUUUUAGAAUAAAUUAUCUUUAUACAGUAAUUCAAACACUUACAUCCAUUAACUCUUGGCACUAGGUUUUCUUCUUAUAUAGAAGAGCUCAUUUUGAGAGGCACUCAGUUACUGUUUUAUGUAUGCUUUAAGUAUGGGACUUUGUAUAAACACCCUUUUUGAGGGCCAACAAUUUCAAUAUACUUUGUUUAACUCUGGGAACCAGGUCUGGAGCUGCACAGGGAAAGUAAUGUCAAGUUGUCCAAAGAGCCCUGCUCAGGUGUCCUUCCAGCCCUUCUCUACCUUCCCCUAGUUGGUUUCUCCUCAGGCCUGACACUGAGGUGUGCAUAAUCUGCAACUAAAAUGGCACUACACUUAGUUCUCAUUGGAAAUCAAACCAGUAUAUUUUGGGAACUUGCUUGUCUAAAUAGUUGAUGCCAAAAGACUCAGCAUAUUCCAUACCUAUCAUAGUGUAGCUAGCUAUAUACAUAGGCAGAUUGACUACUUUUAGUCCUGGUUUGCGUAUCAUUGAGCUAUAGAAGUUUGCUUUACCCAUUUGUGGGAUUAAAUGAUACUGUAUAAUGGCUGUAAGCUUUUAUAAAAUAUCUUUGGGUUCUUUGUUUAACCCAAACAUAAUGUAAGUCUUAAUGACAAAGUGCACAAAGCUAACCAGAGGUGAGUGAAAAUAUAUCCUGUUCCCAGUUUUGUCUACACCUGAAAUGCAUGUGCAAUGCUUUGCAAUAUGUUCUCACUAGCAUGAAUGUGCUGACUACUUCAUGAGGUUUUAAUUUGUUUCACUUAUAAUCAUGAUGGAAAAUGCUGUAUCCUUGACAACAAUGAACUGUAACUACAUUUAAUUACUGCAUAAACUUUUUGUUUACUAACCACUAAUGGCUCUGUUUCUUUACAAAUAUCACUAACAAAAGCCAUACUGCACCUACAAAUACACUCAGCUCCUAA
This is a messenger RNA of Odocoileus virginianus texanus, 7013 nucleotides long. The record is from RefSeq and is a predicted model, not a curated record. NCBI's taxonomy places the organism in Eukaryota, Metazoa, Chordata, Mammalia, Artiodactyla, Cervidae.